Molecule: messenger RNA, 3422 nt
Organism: Hirundo rustica (Barn swallow)
Lineage: Eukaryota; Metazoa; Chordata; Aves; Passeriformes; Hirundinidae
Gene: CCNJ
Product: cyclin J
Exons: 5
Coding region: 74-1222 (382 amino acids)
Biological process (GO): mitotic cell cycle phase transition; regulation of cyclin-dependent protein serine/threonine kinase activity
Cellular component (GO): nucleus; cytoplasm; cyclin-dependent protein kinase holoenzyme complex
Molecular function (GO): cyclin-dependent protein serine/threonine kinase regulator activity
Source: RefSeq, a predicted model, not a curated record
GCUGCCCGUCCCGCCCUCAGCGAGUGCCGCUUCCUCCCCGGUGCCCGAGCCCGGGCGCCGCGCCGCGCCGCCGAUGGAGCUGGAGGCGCAGUGGUGGACAGGACAGCUGGCGGCCGAUAUCCACCAAGCGCUUCGAUACAAGGAGCUGAAGCUGCCCUCUUACAAAGGCCAGUCUCCCCAGUUACACCUGAGAAGAUACUUUGCAGACCUGAUUGCCAUUGUGAGCAACAGGUUCAGGCUCUGUCCUGCUGCACGACAUCUGGCUGUGUAUCUGCUGGACCUCUUCAUGGACCGCUAUGACAUAUCCACACAGCAACUGCACGUGGUUGCUCUUUCCUGUUUACUUCUAGCAAGUAAAUUUGAAGAAAAGGAAGACAGUGUUCCCAAACUUGAACAGUUGAACAGCUUGGGUUGUAUGACUAACAUGAAUUUGGUACUAACAAAACAGAAUUUGCUUCAUAUGGAGUUGUUGUUGCUAGAAACAUUUCAGUGGAAUUUGUGCCUCCCAACUGCUGCUCAUUUCAUCGACUAUUAUCUUUCUAUUGCUGUCCAUGAGACUGAUCUUCAUGAUGGCUGGCCAAUGGUUUGCUUAGAGAAGACUAAGUUAUAUAUGGCAAAAUAUGCUGAUUACUUUCUGGAAGUAUCAUUGCAAGAUCAUGAAUUUUUAAAUUAUGCUCCUUCUUUAGUUGCUACUGCAUGUGUAGCUUCUUCAAGGAUUAUCUUGCGUCUCUCGCCCACAUGGCCUACGCGGCUGCAUCACCUGACUGCCUACUCCUGGGACUUCCUGGUGCCGUGUAUUGAGCGACUCUUAAUUGCGCACGAUAACGACGUGAAGGAAGCAAACAAGCAGAAAGGACAGCAGAGUCAGUCUGCCCAGCACACGGUGUUUCAGCCCCCAGCUCCAGGUGCCCAGCAGGCCAAUGCUCAGCAGCACGUCCCACAGUAUCUGCAGGCUCAUCAGUCUUCCUUACAGUUCCACCACCCAGCAUCACAGCAGCAAAGCUGCCAGCAGAUCUUAUCCACUCACACAGCCUCCUACCCACUCCAGACUUGCCCUGCUGCCUUACACACCAGUGCUCAGGCUCGAGGCCACGUCCAGACGGGCGCUGCCAUGUCGCUGGCUGUGCCACUGGAAGUGAAGCCGUGUAUAAGUGUCUCCUACAACCGGACAUAUCAAGUCAAUGGACGAUAUUCCUGUAUUACUCCCUGCUUUGAGAGGUGAUAAGUACAACAUAGUUUUGUGCUUGUUUGUUGGGGGCGGAGAGUUGUGUGGAAAAUUGUUUCAUUUUUUUGUUAAACCUCAAAAAAGUUUGAGGGCAAAAAAAUUGAAUAAAAAAAGGCGUCAUCCCAGAAAAAAAAGCAACUGGAUUGGCAGCUGGUACCACAGCUCAAAUAACAGCCUGCAAAACGUUAGCACACAGACCAUCGUCUGAAAAAGAAUCUGUAUGCUUGGGGAUAAUACGUUCUUACUCUGACACUCAGAAUAUUCUGCUUCUAAUGGGUGUCUAUGAAAUACUACUCAAAAGAAAAACAGCUGUGGACUAACUACAGACUUAUCUUUUAAUGAAGGAGAUAUGCAGUAUUAUUUUGAAGACAUUUAUGUCAUCCCACCGUACAGUAUUAACACUUACUUUAUGCAUACUGAAACUUAAGGAUCCCCUGAAUGCCAGACUUCUACAGGUACAUGGAGAUCACAGGAAGGAACAAAUCUCAUGUGGCCGACUCCAUAUUCUUGCCCCUUUUUCGCCACUUGUGUUGGUUAUUUGCUUUAGGCUAACACACGUGAAUUAGUUGGUAUUUUGGCUAUUUUUUAAAGUUUUGUAUCUUACAGGACACAAUCUGGUUUUGCCUCUUUUAUUCUCCCUGUCUUUUUUGCGUUUAAAGUAACUCUUUCAUACUAACUCAGGGACUUUUCUACUCAUUCCUCUGUGCUGCUGGUUUGUACACUAAUUGGGUAUAACUCGGGGAAGGAAGGCAGAGAGGGAAGACACUCCAGCAAGUGGAGUGGCUUUUCUUCAGGGCAUCUAUGCAGACUACCAAAGGGAUAUGCUACUGUUCACAGAAUGUAGAUGUGAACUACUACCCAGCAGUGUGAUAAUUGAAGAAAAGAGAACAUUUCAACUGAACUUGUACUGUACCAGAACAACUUCAGUGGCUGUGAUUCCUCUGUGUACAUACACACAAACACAUGAAUAUUAUUAACCAACAGAAAGCAUCCUCCAGUUGUACUGACAGUAUCAUCCCUACAGAAAAAGUACAGUUAAAAGCUGACAGAAAUCCAGUUCUGUCAGGUUUAUAGUGGAGGGAAAUUCUCAGGUAAUAAAGGGGCAACUUUUUCUUCUACAAUUUGGGAGUUCCAGAAGAAGAUGUAGAGAUUUGCUCUUCCAAGUGGGUGGAUCAAAAAUAUUUUGCAGAGUGAACUGCUUCAUCACGAGUAAGGUGCUAAUUAUAUAACUUUAUGGAAUUACAUUAUCUCCUGUGGAGUGGAUAGUCUGAGGGUAGAAAGCUUCAUCAUCCACCUCUUGGAUGAAAAUUAUGGUAGAGAUAUUAAUGGAGAUGGGUUUUGGGGUCCUUUGUGUGUUUGUUGGGGGAUUUUUUGGGGUGUUUUGUUUUUUUAAUACAAGAAGAUAUCAGACUUUCUCCUGUGGUAGAAUAUGGGAGGAAGUGGUAUGAAUGACAGGAUUCUUACUACUUUAAAGUAUCUUUAUAUAUGCGCUUAAGGCUUUUCUUGGUCAUUUCAUUUGUUCUUUUACCAUCUUCUCCCCUGUCUUAGUGGCAGCACUUAAAAUCGUGUACCAUCAAAUGACACUGAAUUAUUGUGACUCUUAUGGAAACUGUUUGGAAAGCAGGGGCAAUUAAAUUAUCAAUAUGAAGAUGAAGGCUAUCACCAUAAUGUUCAGAAUGAAGGGAGAACAGCUCUGUGUUCAUUCUUUCUGGGGCUAAAUUAUAACAUGCUACAAAAACCUAUUUAUUGUUGAGGAGAAAAAGUCCUGUUUCUUUUGUUUCGUCUUUUAAAUCCCAAUUUUUGUUGUGGGCUUUUGUAGCAUAGAUGUGCAAGUCAAGAAGAAUAGGAGGGUGAAUGGAAAAGAUGACCCUCUCCCUUUUAUCUUAGAGAUUCAACUUUGAAAUAGGCAUAGUGUGGUCAAUUCCUUAUUAGAAUGCAAGUUGGUUUCGUUUUUUCCCCUCUCCUCUCUUCAUCUCUUAAUGAAUAUUUCCCUGUGUCUGAGAGUAGUGUUAAGUAGAAAUUUUCCACCUCAUAAGAUGCCAUGCUUUUUACUCAGCACUGUUACCCAUUUUAGAGGGAAAUGGACUUCUUUCUGCUGGUUUUGUUUUCUUGCAAUGCUGUAUCAAAGUCCUCAGUGCUCUAACUACCUCUGAUGCUAUGAAUGUACAUUCUUGUAAUAGACCAUGACUUGAAAUAA